Molecule: messenger RNA, 1230 nt
Organism: Haemonchus placei
Lineage: Eukaryota; Metazoa; Nematoda; Chromadorea; Rhabditida; Trichostrongylidae
Source: the annotation of a GenBank genome assembly
CCAGAUGAUAGCUACAGUCAAACUUCUAUAGAAAGCAUCGCUAGGAUAAAGAUAGAACCAGUGAAACCCAUAGCUCAGCCACAAACAUCCGAUACAGUAAUACUGGAACGAUUGCUCAGUAAAGGUUACGAUUGGCGAGUUCGACCACCGGCCAAAGACGGUAAUGGUCCAGUUGUGGUGACUGUUAAUAUGCUCAUAAGGAGCAUAUCCAAGAUAGAUAAUGUCAAUAUGGAAUACAGUGUACAAUUGACAUUCCGUGAAAGUUGGCUGGACGAAAGGCUGAAAUAUGGCGUUAGUUCCGACAACCUUCCCGAAUUCCUAAUCCUUACCGCCGGUCAACAAAUAUGGAUGCCGGAUUCGUUUUUUCAGAACGAAAAACAUGCAUAUAAGCACAUGAUUGACAAGCCAAAUGUGCUGAUACGAGUUCACAAAGAUGGCACAAUUCUCUAUUCAGUUCGUAUAUCACUGGUACUCUCAUGUCCAAUGCAUUUACAGUUCUAUCCUAUGGAUGUUCAGCAGUGUUUUAUUGAUCUCGCCUCAUAUGCCUAUACAACAAAGGAUAUAGAUUACGUAUGGAAAGUCGAUGAACCGGUUCAACUAAAAGCAGGCUUAUCAUCAUCGUUACCAUCUUUCCAAUUAAACAAUGUAUCUACUACUUACUGUACAAGUAUAACCAAUACGGGCACCUAUUCAUGUCUAAGAACCGUCCUGCAAUUACGAAGGCAAUUCAGUUACUACCUCUUACAAUUGUACAUACCCUCGUGCAUGUUAGUGAUCGUCUCAUGGGUCUCCUUUUGGAUCGAUCGAUCAGCAGUUCCAGCUCGAGUGACACUUGGAGUCACAACACUACUCACAAUGACUACUCAGUCAUCUGGUAUAAACGCCAAACUACCUCCAGUUGCAUACAUCAAAGCAAUUGACGUGUGGAUAGGAGCAUGUUUGACGUUCAUUUUCGGUGCAUUACUCGAAUUCGCCUGGGUUACGUACAUAGCAAAUCGUGCACAAGGUAUCUACGAAUUCAGGUGGCUAGCAAGGACAAUUGACUGGCAUGAUGAAGCGAAACGAGCGGAUUUGGUGUCGAGUAAGGGCUACUCUUUUACCAUUGUUUAUCGAUUGAAACUAAUCAAUACUAAUCGAUUGCACGGUUCAGGGUUGUUGUUCCCGUUACUGUUUGUGUCUUUCAAUGUGGCCUAUUGGAUUCACUAUGCUCAGUAUCAAUCGCCAACAUAA